CCGAACGCGGUCAUCUCGCUUCCACUCGGCCCGGAACGCAGAGGAGGUGGAGGUGGAGGUGGGGGUGGAAGGAGAGCCCGGCAGCCCUGGCUUCAGCCCUCCCCUCCCCGGGCCAUGACGCCGCCGCCUCCUUCUCCGCACCCUGACUCUCUGGUGGUCUUGUUUGGGGCAACCGCUGGUGCUCUGGGGGCUAAACUGGGCUCAGAUGAGAGGGAACUAAUUCUCUUGGUGUGGCAAGUUGUGGAUCUUCACAGCCGGAAGGUGGGGACCCUGCACAAGUCCCUGGUGCGUGCGGACGACCCGGAGCUGAGCGAGCAGUGCCGGGAAGCCAGCGGGCUGAGCGCCGAGGGGCUGGGCCGGGCCGAGCCGCUGGACAAAGUGCUGCAGCAGGUGAAGGGUUAACUGGCUUGGGGCCGGGGUCCCCGCCUCCCUCGGGCCGGGCUGCUGAGGGACUCCGUCCCCUUCCCCCCAGCCCAGCCCCAACUGCACGUGGACUUACAGCAAAACUCCUUUUGGGAGAAAAAAAAAAAAACUUCAGGGAAGGCCUGGCUGGCUUCGGAGGGAGGGGGAAGGGGUUGAAAGAAGCAGAAGACCGGGUAGCCGGCCCGCCCCCUUCCCCCCCCCCCCCCGCAAUUGGUGGGAGAGGAUCCCCCAACUUUGGAGAGGGCAGAAAGGUGCAGCAGGGAAGCCUUGAAAGUUCUAGAGGCUUGUUUUUGACGAAGAAGAAAGCCCGGUGUAUUUGGGGGGGGAGCAGUCCAGUGACUGUUGGGUGGCUGGGAAGAUUGAGG
Messenger RNA from Gracilinanus agilis (Agile Gracile Mouse Opossum), 788 nucleotides. RefSeq names its product epithelial splicing regulatory protein 2-like. The record is from RefSeq and is a predicted model, not a curated record. Gene Ontology annotation, molecular function: nucleic acid binding. The transcript has 3 exons. The coding region runs from base 115 to 402 and encodes 95 amino acids. NCBI's taxonomy places the organism in Eukaryota, Metazoa, Chordata, Mammalia, Didelphimorphia, Didelphidae.